Messenger RNA from Sphaeroforma arctica JP610, 2031 nucleotides. RefSeq lists its product as hypothetical. NCBI's taxonomy places the organism in Eukaryota, Ichthyosporea, Ichthyophonida. The coding region runs from base 155 to 1024 and encodes 289 amino acids. The record is from RefSeq and is a predicted model, not a curated record. The transcript has a single exon.
GGCGGACAAAAGGAUUUAUACGUAAAAAAGUAUUUCAACUGUUUGUUAACCGUCAGAUUUGAUGUGGAUACGUCUUUUACGGCCUUAAACGAGAAUCAAUCAGACUAAUCUUUGUGGUCUUGAACAAGAAUCGAGCAUUACGAAAAGAUAGUACAUGAUGCUGGACAAAAAGAGCAGGUUUUUCUAUCCCAUCUACGUUGUAUUUGGGUUAGUAUUUGGCAUUAUUCUUUAUCGCUCUUCACUGGGCGGCCUUGGCAAGGGGUAUGUUGCAAACUCAUCGCGUCAUAGUGCGUCAAAUGAACUUGAUGGGUGCUAUCACAUUUAUCUAGACUGUGGUUCUAACCGUGGGGUCCAGGUUCGCAAAUUGUAUCAGCCCGAUCUUUACCCUAAGGCCGCGAUUAAUAAGAUUUUCCAUAAUGAGUUUGGUGAUGUUCACAGCCGCAAACCGGUUUGCAGCGUAGGAUUCGAGCCUAAUAAUAACCAUACGCAAUAUUUGAAAGAUAUGGAGAAUGCAUAUAAUCGUUGUGGACACCGUGCUAUAUUUAAAGUGCCUGCUGGCGUAGCUGAUUUUGACGGUACUGCAGAUUACUUCUCUGACAAUAAAGCGGCUCUCUUCGAGUCGGGCGGUGGCAUCAUUGCUAACAGAACAAGUUCAAUAACAAACAAAGGAGCAGUGCAAACUAUACGUCUAGCAAGGUAUAUCAAGGAAGUCGUCAACACCAGGAUUACAGGAGCAACGGUAAAUGAAAUGCUUCAGGACCCGCCUAAAGUCCUUAUGAAGCUGGACAUUGAAGGAAGUGAAAAAGACGUAAUUAUCGACCUAGUAUUUUCCGGCACCCUGGACGUAGUGGAUUUCGCUUUCAUAGAGUACCACGACCGAAAAUUCACAGAUCCAAUAGAGCGUCAAAAGAUGGUAGACUCGCGAAUGAUCGUAAAUACUUUAAGCAAAUAUACGAAAUUCAGAAUUUCGUCUCUAGAUGAUGAAACCUACCAUCUCACAGACUUUCCGCUGCCCGCAUGCUGAAAUCGCGGCCAUAUUUUGAAAAUAUUUCAGUAUGUGCACCUUGUGAUUGUUUUGUGGGACUUGCUGCUAUUUAUGUGUCAGCAUGCUAAAUGCACCAGUCUAGUGCACCUGGUUGUUUGUAGGCUUCGCUGGUAUUGUAGUUUCCAGGUAUUUUGACUGACUAUACCGUAUAGGCUGCGCUGGUUGACAUAAUUCUCAAUACAAAAUCGACAUUAUAUCAAAGUUUUAUGUGUCCAUUUUUUGGUCAAUAGUGGCUUAGAAUGUCUCGAAAAAAUAUAUGCCUUAAAAUGAACUGUGAUGAGUUUAGAGAGGUUUGAGUUUGAGAACGGAGCUAGCACUUUUUGAUAAUUUUUAUUUUCCCCCGAAGCUUUUUAGCGUUUUUACAUGAUGGGGGUGAGUGCGGUGGUAAAUGGAAUUUUGGUAAAAAUUGAAUAUGUAUUGCGCACAUAGAACUCGGUGGGUUUUCGGUGGGUUUUCUGGAGUAGGUUUAGUUCCAGAAAGGUAAGCUGUCUGAGACUCUGAUAAUAUGCGGCAUAAGAGUUGGGGAUGUGCUAAAUUAUGCUAGUAACCCAAGUAUUAGGGUUAUGAAAUAUGAUAUAAGUAUCAUAUUUUAUGUGCGUAGUUAUUGGUGCAAAUAUGUACAAGGAUUGCACAUACUCAUAUUUGAAUUCAUAAGAUGAUGUAAGCAAUACAAGUGUGGCUGUGAGGCACAUAUAAAGUGUAUGUGUUGUUACACACUUAUAAUAGUUUACUUAGCUUACAUACUGUAAUACUUAGCAUACAUACUGCAAAAGAUGUAUUAUGAAAGCAGAUUAUGAUCAUUGAAGAUGAUUGUAAUAAGAAAUGGCAUAAAUACCAGAGGAUAUAUGAUGAAAAGGACAGUUAUUGAGAGUCAACUUCUCGUAUAUUAAACUGUGCAAUAAACGCCACUUGUGGAGUGGUUUCCUUUCCUUUCCAAAAUUGGUUGACUGCACAAUAUUUAUUAAUGAGCGCACUACAAAUAUACG